This is a messenger RNA of Ornithorhynchus anatinus (platypus), 1525 nucleotides long. RefSeq names its product Rab9 effector protein with kelch motifs (gene RABEPK). Gene Ontology annotation, molecular function: protein binding. The transcript has 9 exons. The coding region runs from base 129 to 1241 and encodes 370 amino acids. NCBI's taxonomy places the organism in Eukaryota, Metazoa, Chordata, Mammalia, Monotremata, Ornithorhynchidae. The record is from RefSeq and is a predicted model, not a curated record.
GGCCCAGAGAAGCCAAGCGACUUCCCCGAGGUCACACAGCGUGAGCCUCGGGCCCAGGCCCCGGAGCUGCUCUGCCGUAAAGUUGGUUGCAAUCCAGCGCUUAGAGCAGUGCUUCGCACAUAGACAUCAUGAAGCUUCUCAGCGUUUUGGAGCCCGGAGCCCGCCCCAGAAAAGCUACCUGGUAUACCCUGACUCCUCCUGGAGAAGGUCCCUGUCCUCGAGUUGGCCACAACUGCUUGUACGUCCCCCCUCAUCCGAAAUCAGGAAAGAGCAAAGUUGUCAUCGUCGGGGGAGCAGAUCCUAAUGGGAGCUUCUCUGAUGGGCACAUCAUUGAUCUGGAGAGGUAUGAGUGGAAAACUACCAACUGGGAAGGCUUGUUGCCCCGAUACGAGCAUGCCAGCUUCAUUCCCUCCGAUAGCCCUGGCAGCAUCUGGGUGUUUGGAGGUGCUGACCAGGCAGGAAACAGAAACUGCCUGCAAGUUUUGAAACCCGAAACCGAAAUGUGGAAAACUCCGAAAGUGACCGGCCACUUACCGUCUCCGAGAACAUUUCACACGGGAUCCGCCGCCGUCGGCAACCGGUUGUAUGUGUUUGGUGGCGGAGAUAGAAGAGCCGAGCCCGUUCAGGACACCCAGCUCCAUGUGUUUGACGCAAGCACCCUGACUUGGUCGCAGCCCCGGAUAGACGGGAAACCUCCGUCCUCUCGGCAUGGCCACGUGGCGGUGGCGGCUGGGUCUAAGCUAUUUAUCCACGGAGGCUUAGCAGGGGACACGUUCUACGACGACCUUUAUUGCAUUGACACAAAUGAGCUGAAGUGGGAGAAGUUGAAAACGAGUGGGACCAUCCCCCCCGCCUGUGCAGCGCACGCUGCUGCGGCUGUAGGAAAACACAUCUAUAUCUUCGGAGGAAUGAGUCCUGCGGGGGCUCUAGAUACCAUGCACCGGUAUCACAUAGAAAAGCAACAUUGGACAUUGCUAGAAUUUGAAUCCUUUUUGCCCCCUGGACGGUUAGAUCAUUCCAUGUGCAUCAUUCCAUGGCAAGGAGAUUCAGGCUUUAAGGAAGAAGACGGCGUAAAGUCCGAGGACGAAAUAGAGAAAGAAAACUUAUCGGAUGGAACGGGUGGUGAAGUUGGUGACUCAGAUCCAAGAAACCGCAGAGAAACGCUCCUGUGUUUAGUGUUCGGUGGAAUGAAUACUGAAGGAGAAAUCUUUAGCGACUGUAUUGCAACAGUGGUUGACUAAUAAAAAUGCUGAUUCCAACAUCCCUCUUCCUGAAGUACAGAGAAGAGUCGCGGCUUAUGAAGUUACUUCAGUGGACCUGGAUUUGUAUCCCAAUUUUUUGCUAGGGGUGGGGUGAGGAAGCAAAGUGGGUGGUAGACCAGGGACAUAUAUUUUAUUUGCAGCCCCCCUCCCCCCCAUAACUACUCUUGCAGUCAAUCCUGAGCCAGAGUUGAUACCUGGAUAUUAAUGAGAGUGACUCGGUUCACCCUUCUAGGCCUCUUAAACAGGUGGAACUCUCACUUUGG